Larimichthys crocea (large yellow croaker) is the source of this 881-nucleotide messenger RNA. Its product is annotated as cocaine- and amphetamine-regulated transcript protein. Bases 247 to 570 code for a protein of 107 amino acids. The transcript has 4 exons. Lineage: Eukaryota; Metazoa; Chordata; Actinopteri; Sciaenidae. The record is from RefSeq and is a predicted model, not a curated record. Gene Ontology annotation, molecular function: neuropeptide hormone activity. Gene Ontology annotation, biological process: positive regulation of MAPK cascade; adult feeding behavior; cellular response to starvation.
AGCGUUGUUCACCGUUUACACUAGGAAGGUGAGGGUGACGUGAGGAGGUUGCAAUGCAGCUAAACUCUACACACUGGAACCUUUAAAGCAUGACGAGAAGCUGGCUGAUGUCAACAGGAGCCGUUUAGCGCCUAUAAAGAGGGGAGUUCUCUAUGAGACCUCCAAACCGUCCACACGUCCAGGGAGCCUCCGCAGACUUCACACUUUUCUCCAGAGAAAAACUCCUCCCGUUUGUGUCUCUGCACCAUGGUCAGUGCUCGGGCUCUCCUCCUCACUGCCACCUGCUGCUGCGCCUACCUGUGGCUCGCUCGUGCAGAGGACUCCUCACUGGAGACGCGCUCGUUGGAUUUCCCCCUGAAGACCCAACAGGAGAAAGACCUGAUUGACGCGUUGCAAGAAGUUUUGGAGAAGCUGAGGAGCAAAGAGAUGCCAUUAGAGAAAAAGCUUGGCUGGCUGCCUUCGUGUGACGCAGGGGAGCCCUGCGCCGUGCGUAAAGGCGCGCGUAUCGGCACGCUGUGCAGCUGUCCCCGUGGGACUUCCUGUAACUUUUAUGUUCUCAAAUGUUUGUGAACAUAACAACGAUGACACAAAGAAAACACAAGAGAGCUAUUCGGGAUGUUUGGAGUGACAAAAGUUGCUGUUGUCAUUCUGUUUGUGGCAGAUGUAACGUGUGAUUAAUAAAGGACGCUUUUCUUUUAUAAACUUGGAACAUGUCAGAGGGUCUGUGUCCUGUGUCUCUGUCAGUAUUUAUGGUCGUGACAAAGGGGAAGUUAUAUCUCGAUUUUGAAUGUAGUUUCUGUUGUCAUCUGUUUGUUAUUGUUACUGUUAUGGGGGAAGUUAUCCCAGCAUCAGUUUUUAAGCACAUUUGUAAGAUCUUGAGG